Molecule: messenger RNA, 540 nt
Organism: Penicillium soppii
Lineage: Eukaryota; Fungi; Ascomycota; Eurotiomycetes; Eurotiales; Aspergillaceae
Exons: 3
Coding region: 1-540 (179 amino acids)
Biological process (GO): transmembrane transport
Molecular function (GO): transmembrane transporter activity
Source: RefSeq, a predicted model, not a curated record
AUGUUCAUCAUUGCACGUGCUGUUGCUGGGAUUGGGUCGUCUGGCCUUCUAAAUGGAGGUUUGACCAUGAUCUCAGCCGUUUUGCCUAAACACAAACGCCCAGGUACUGGUGGGAUUGGGCAUUGGUACUUCAAUCUCGAUGGUGAGCCCUUUCCAAUGGUUGCUAUGCAGAACAUCGUCUCCCACGAUCAAAUACCAGUCGCGAUGGCUAUUCUCGUUUUUAGCAUGAACCUAGGCGCUUCUUGUUUCCUAGAGUUUAGUCUCACUGUCUUUGCCGAGGGAUUGAAGCACAACAUCCCCAAAUAUGCCCCUUCGGUUGAUCCAAGAUUGGUUAUCCAGGCUGGCGCGACGAACUUCCGGAACUCCAUUACCGAGGAUACUAUCCCGGGGGUUCUGAAAGCAUAUGCAGUCAGUAUUUAUCAUAUCUUCUACCAUCUCACUGGGAUAACUGCGCUCGCGUUUCUGUUUGGAUGGUGUAUGGGCUGGGAAGAUAUCCGAAAGAAUCGUCCCAAGCCUGAUGAGAACUCCACAAAUGCUUGA